GGCUUUUUCUUUAACCAAAAAAAUUGUAAAAUGUUGAUGUUGUUGGUAUGAUGAUGUUGAGAUGGCUUUUUGUGCAUCUAUAUCAGGACUUUGUUGAUAGACUGAUUGAAGAGGGAGAAUUAUCCGCGGAACAAAAGAGAGAAUUCAAUAAAUUUGUCAUAGGGCGUGCUCAAGCAGUAAUGAAAGCUAAACGAAAGGCAAGAGAUACUCGAUUGAAAAUGAUAGAAGAAAUGAGUGAAGAAACUAAGGAAGCCUUUCAAAACAUGAAGUUCUACAAAUUCUACCCUCAGCUUUCACCAGACGUCCCUAGAUUCAAGACGGUAAUAAACAAAAUAAACCCGCCUUCUCAAAUUAGUUUAAUACUGUUUUUCAGUAACGAACAUAUAAGAAACCUGAAUAUGUGACAGUCACCGUGCAUUAACCGAUACUAUGGGAAUGCUCAUCAAGUCCUAUGAUAUGGAAUCUUCAGAAGCAUGAAUCACUAUUUUUCUGCUUUUUAAGUUUGAAUUUUUUUUGUCUUUUGUUUAUUUUUACCAUAUGUAAGCCUUUGAAUUUUCUUCAAAAGAUAAUGAAAUUUCUCAAAUACAAAUGAGUUCAUCAUAAAUUACUGU
Molecule: messenger RNA, 611 nt
Organism: Arabidopsis lyrata subsp. lyrata
Lineage: Eukaryota; Viridiplantae; Streptophyta; Magnoliopsida; Brassicales; Brassicaceae
Exons: 3
Coding region: 48-404 (118 amino acids)
Biological process (GO): regulation of cellular response to heat
Source: RefSeq, a predicted model, not a curated record